Molecule: messenger RNA, 597 nt
Organism: Nicotiana tabacum (common tobacco)
Lineage: Eukaryota; Viridiplantae; Streptophyta; Magnoliopsida; Solanales; Solanaceae
Source: RefSeq, a predicted model, not a curated record
CUUUCCUCCUACUUUCACAUGCAAAUCACUUAUAUUCUACUUUUCAAAUACUUUCACAUUAUUCUCUGAACACAAAAAUACUCAAACAUGAAGGAAAAUCAUUACCAAUUUGAAGAUCAACAAAAUUAUUGUGGCAGCUCUUCGGCCAUGAGCUUCUCCUUUGGGACGUCAACUACUGAUCCAGAAAGGCAUUCUUCUUUUUCUCAAGAUUCUGAAAAUCUCAGCUCUCUUCACAGUCCUUCUUCUGAUGAUAAUUACUCCCCGAGCGUUACUCCAAGUCAAGAUGAUUCUGCUAUUAUUAUUCAGAAGAGGAAAUUGGGAAAGAAGGCAAGAAGUUAUGCAUACAGAAUUCGUGAGCAUGUGAAGUUGGGGCCUAAAUUUUCAGAAACGGUGAAGGGGAAGCUGAAAAUAGUGAAAGAAGGAGGGAGAAGGAAUAUAUUCAAGCAUAUGUUUAAUGUAAACGAAGGAGAGAAGUUGCUAAAGGCAUCACAGUGUUAUUUGUACACAACAGCGGGUCCAAUUGCUGGCAUUCUAUUCAUAUCUACAGAGAAAAUAGCUUUCUGCAGUGAAAGACCCAUAGCUGUUCCUUUCCCCUCU